Molecule: messenger RNA, 468 nt
Organism: Acaulospora morrowiae
Lineage: Eukaryota; Fungi; Glomeromycota; Glomeromycetes; Diversisporales; Acaulosporaceae
Source: the annotation of a GenBank genome assembly
AUGUCGAUCGUCGGUUACAAUUGGGAUAAUGAUCUCGGCCGAUUUGAAUCCUCGGUCAAUAAUUUGUUCGAUAACUUCUUCAGGGAUCUCAAUGUGCCCAGACGUUCCGGCCGCUCGAAUGCUAGGGAUAAUAGACUUUCCAAGUAUUGGGCACCUCCUCUCGAUGUUCAUGAGACCGAGAAAGAAUAUAUCGUUAAUGCCGAAUUACCUGGCGUUAACAAGGAAAACAUCAAUGUUGACGUGCGCGAAAAUGCUCUUGUGAUUUCGGGUGAAACAAAGCAAAAUCAAGAGUAUAAUGAAGGAAAUACUCAUAUUCAAGAACGUCGAUAUGGGUCGUUCCAUCGUGCCAUCAGUCUCCCUUCGAAUGCCAAGUCUGACGAGAUCUCGGCCAAAUUUGAACAAGGCAUUCUUGAGGUGAAGAUUCCUAAAGGUGAAGCACCUGGUAACAAGAAGGUUACCGUUCAAUAA